CACACCGUAAAAUCACACAACUGCAAAUACCGACAAGCUCUGGUACAAAAAACUACACGACUCUUCAGAAAAGGAGACAUUUUAACCAGAUGCAGGGCAAUAAAUGGCAAAGGAAGCGUGUCACCCACUGAGACACAUUCAGAUGUUAAAGCGUGUAAAGGAGGAGUUUGAGGGUCUGGUUUAAACUCGCUGAGAUCCUUUAACAUGUUAAUGUUACACGCGUCUGUCUGAGCUGUAUAUAAGCGAUCUGAGGACACGGAGAUGGACACACUUGCUGCUCUUGAAGCGACUGUCAGGAUGCGUGAAGAAACUGGCAAUUCACCAGUGCUGGGAAAAACCUCUUUUUCCAUCGCAGACAUUCUGGAUCCCUCCAAAUUCACAGGAAGAAUCAGGAGACGCAGAGAGACAUCAACACGCGGGAAAUCUCGAAUGACUGCAUCUGAAAACUCGGCAGAUUCAAACAUGCCCAGUGUUUCUGGUGCGAAGGGGAAAUCGAAGCGCAUCCGCACCGCGUUCACACUGGAUCAGCUGCGCAUCCUGGAGCGAAGCUUCCAGAACAGCCACUAUCUGUCUGUGUUUGAGCGCCACUGCAUCGCCACGGCCCUCCGUCUCUCCGAAACACAGGUCAAGAUCUGGUUUCAGAACCGACGCACCAAAUGGAAGAAGGAACAAGAAGGUCAAGGAGGAGAGGAGCAGAACCACUGCGCAAGUCCAGCGUUCACGCAAAACUCAUUCAUCUAUGCGCUGCCUGGACAUCAUGCAAAUCCUGUGCAUUAUUACACACCACAAACACCGUACCUGAACACACCUCACCAUCACCACACCCUCCUGAUGUUCUGAUCUUUGAACAUUUUAUCCUCUACUUCUUUUGGGAUGAGACCAGUAGACUGAGCUGAAGAAUCAAGAACUUUUUAAAUCUGUAAAUUAGAACCCUUGAAAGUUCUUGAAGAAUUUCCAUUGAAGAAAGUUUAUUUUAAGGAAUGAAAGAACACUAGCAAUAUAUUUAAUGUAAUAUUUAACUUUUUUAUAAUAAUGUCAUCUUUUUUUUUUUUUGCAUUAUUUUUUAUUUAUAAUGUCUUUAACAUUUGUAUUUUAAACACAUUUUA
Cyprinus carpio (common carp) is the source of this 1106-nucleotide messenger RNA. RefSeq names its product posterior neuron-specific homeobox (gene pnx). The transcript is spliced from 2 exons. Bases 262 to 840 code for a protein of 192 amino acids. Gene Ontology annotation, molecular function: DNA-binding transcription factor activity, RNA polymerase II-specific; RNA polymerase II cis-regulatory region sequence-specific DNA binding. NCBI's taxonomy places the organism in Eukaryota, Metazoa, Chordata, Actinopteri, Cypriniformes, Cyprinidae. Gene Ontology annotation, biological process: regulation of transcription by RNA polymerase II; cell differentiation. The record is from RefSeq and is a predicted model, not a curated record. Gene Ontology annotation, cellular component: nucleus.